Molecule: messenger RNA, 1749 nt
Organism: Thlaspi arvense
Lineage: Eukaryota; Viridiplantae; Streptophyta; Magnoliopsida; Brassicales; Brassicaceae
Source: the annotation of a GenBank genome assembly
CAAAACAGUUACUAUUUAACUAAGAAGAGCUUCUUUGACAUUUCUAAUUGGCUUUAUUAGUUUAUUGCCUCGGAAUAUUCAGACAAAACACACACACACACAAAGGAAAGAGAGAAGAAAGAAGAUCAAAAAAAUGAAAUCUGAGCUUAUCUUCAUACCGUAUCCAGGAAUCGGUCAUCUCCGAUCAACAGUCGAGAUGGCAAAGCUACUAGUCGACCAAGAAAACCAUCUCUCCAUCUCCGUACUCAUCAUUCCUUUCAUUACCGGAGCCGAAGCCGGCGCUUCUGCUUACGUGGCAGCUCUCGCAGCCUCCUCCAACGACCGCCUCCGCUACCAAAUAAUUACCGGCGGAGAUCAAACAACCGCAGAGCCGAAGAUGCCUGACACCCAUAUCGAGAAUCAUAAGCCACAGAUUAGACUCGCCGUUGCGAAACUCGCCGAUGGCUACUCGACGCAGCCAAACUCGCCGAGGAUCGCCGGAUUCGUCGUCGACAUGUUCUGCACCUCGACGACAGAGGUUGCGGACGAGUUCGGCGUUCCGAGUUAUCUGUUUUACACCUCAAACGCUGGUAUUCUCGCACUCGGGUUUCACAUCAAGAUGUUGUACGACGAGAACAGAUACGACGUCAACGAAAACGAUUUCGAAGACUCGGAAGCUGAGUUGAUCGUUCCGAGUUUGACUCGUCCUUAUCCGGUGAAAUGUCUUCCUCCGGGUUUCGCAUCGAAAGUGUGGCUCCCGGUCUAUAUACAUCUCACAAGAAAAUUCAGAGCGAUGAAAGUGGGACCACUGCUGCAUCUAGAGAAACAAGUGGACGAGAAACAACCGGAGAUUUUACGGUGGCUGGACGAGCAACCGGCUAGAUCGGUAGUGUUCCUCUGUUUCGGGAGCAUGGGAGGAUUCGGUGUGGAACAAGUGCGAGAAAUCGCCGUCGCGCUAGAGCGAAGCGGCCACCGUUUCUUGUGGUCUCUCCGUCGUGCGUCUGAAGAUAUAAUGAAGGAAUUUCCCGGAGAAUUCACGAACCUGGAGGAGAUUCUCCCGGAAGGAUUCCUUGUUCGAACGGAGGAGAAGGGGAAGGUAAUCGGAUGGGCCCCACAGGUGGCUGUUCUUGAGAAUCCGGCGAUCGGAGGUUUUGUGACUCACUGCGGGUGGAACUCGACGCUAGAGAGUCUCUGGUUCGGUGUUCCGACGUUGGCGUGGCCGUUGUAUGCAGAGCAGAAAUUCAACGCCUUCGAAAUGGUGGAGGAGCUCGGAUUAGCGGUGGAGAUUAAAAGGUAUUGGAGAGGCGAUCAUUUGGCGGGAGCGGCGAAGCACUUGGUGACGGCAGAGGAGAUUGAGAGAGGGAUCAUGUCUCUGAUGGUGCAGGAUAGUGACGUGAGGAAGAGAGUGACGGAGAUGAGCGAGAAGUGCCGUGUGGCUCUAAUGGACGGUGGAUCGUCGCGGAUUGCUUUGCAAAAGUUUAUUGAAGACGUAAAGAAGAAUAUAGUUUCGCCGGAUAAGGAAAUAUAAACUUGUACGCUCUUGAAUAGGCCCAAUAUGGUUUAUUUACAAGAUUCGUUUAUACGAUCUUUGUUUAUAAACUUUUAAAAAUGUCACAAAUUUGUAACGAUUUGUAACAAAAUUUUGUUACAACUUAUUGAUGUAAUAAAUUUUGUAGCUAUGCUACUCAAUUCUUGUAGUGUUACUACUUUGAAGUGGAGAUGGGGAUAUAUAAUUAUAUAGUACGUUACGUACGUAUGCAUGGAACUUGA